UUCUCUGGCCCACACUAUUCUCUAGUAGAAAAGAAAACAAAUAACGUCUACCAACAAAGCAAGCAUAAAAAUAGUUUUUUUUUUUGGUUUUUAUUUAUUUUUUUUCGUUUUGUGUUAAUUUUUUUUUCUCCAAUGCGUUUUUAAACGUCUCAAGUCUUUGUUUGUAAUUGCAAUUACGGUUGUGUUCCCAAAAAUUAUAAAAAUAUCCGUAGUGGUUUGAGUUUUCUUUUUGUUUUGGAUGACACUCAAGAGUUCAAGAGUGUGGUGGAUGCCGUCAUCAUAAAACAUCGUCGUCGUAACCAACAACAUCACAUUGUUUAUGCAAAUUUCUAAUUUUUGCAAAUAAUAGUUCCGCAACGUAGCUUCCUCCGCCUGGAAGUUUCCUUUGGGGCAUUGAUACCAAAUGUCUUUGCGCGCUAUCAAAAAGCGCGAGAAUCAAUUGUUGCCCCCUUCUGCUGCGAGUGCAGCAAACGGAAGGACAAGUUUGUUUCGAAAACUGACCAAAACAAUUAAGGGUGCGCAACAACAACAGCAGCAGCAGCAAGGUGUAGUGAGCCGUACAACGGCUGGCGAAGGGGGUUCCUUGCAAACGUCGAUUAAAAAACAAAACAACCAUUCACUGAGUAAUCUAAGGCAACAACACAAAUUACUGGGACGUUUAACGCAAUCGAACCCGGAAUUUGGUGAACCUUCGGAAACAUUGAGACGUUUGGAGGCCGCCCGUUUGGUAAGAACCAAAUCCGAGGGGGAUAUCGAUAAGCUGCUGAGUAGCCAAAAUCAAUUAAAACAAGGUGCUUUGCUGAAUGCCAAAUCGGAGGUCUGUCUCAAAACCAUUUCCACACACAGCUAUCAAGCUUCUACUGCCAGUAAUACGAAUAACAACAACAACAACGCCAAACGUUUGUCACAAUCGGCAAUAAUACCACGUCAGGCGCAACAAUCUAACACAAGCAUGUUAAGUGGUGCAAGAUCCCAUCGUGACCUAACCCAAUCGUCAUAUGCCUCUUCAUCACACCAUCACAUCGAUGUACUGUGCUCCAGUGGCGGCGGUGGGGUAGGUGUUCCCUCGCAAAGACGCAUGAGUGAGGGCAAUUACAAGAGAAACCAACGUACAAAUUCAAUGUCCACAAGUGAAAUGACUUCCUCAUCGAUCAGCGGAUUGGGUCAUACAGUUCCACCCGUUGAUCCAAAUAGUAUACUGCGUAUACCCAUCAUUGGUUAUGAGGUCAUGGAGGAAAGAGCCCGUUUCACUGUCUACAAAUUGCGUGUGGAAAAUCCUCAUACAAAUGAUUGCUGGUUGGUCCUAAGACGCUAUACCGAUUUUGUGCGUCUCAAUACCAAGCUGAAGCAAUCAUUUCCUCAUCUCACGCUGAAUUUACCGCGCAAAAAGAUUUUCGGCGAUAAUUUCAAUUCAGUGUUUUUGGAUAAUCGCAUACAAGGCCUGCAAAUGUUUGUAAACUCCAUCAUGAGCAAAGAGGAAUUGAGAAAAUGCCAAUUGGUGAGGGAGUUUUUCUGUCUAGACGAACCGCCAUCAUAUUCCGAAUCCAUGGAGGAGUGUAGGGCAAUAUUCGAAGCACAAGAGGAAACAAUUGCUCAUUUAAAAAUGCAAAUAAACAAUAAAAAUGAUUUGAUAUUACAGCUACAGCAGAAAUUGCGUGAUGUCCAUCAGGAGAAGGAGCAAUUGAAAGAUAUGCUAAGCACCCUAAAUAUAAAUCCCACAAAUGGAAAUGCCUAAGAAUAGGAGCAAGAAAUACAUAACACUGAAUCCCACAAACAUAAACACACAAUUUUUAGUUAUAAUUUGAUAAAAAAAAGGAUGACAGCUAACUUUGGGCCUCUAUUUUAAAACCACCCAAAGUGAUUGUAAAAGGUGAAGCAAAACGGUGUCUACAAAUACUUCAUUUUGUUAAGAGGAAAACUUGGUUUUUGAUAUACAAACAAAUUAUGUUGAGCAUAAUUCUUUUAGUAUAUCUUCACCACACACAAAAGGAAACCCUAUACAAAAAGCCUUUAGCUUCCUUUUUCUCUUUAGUUUAAUAAAAAAAAAAAAACAAAUAUAUAAGUGAUAUUAUAUGCUACUACUAUAUACAUUGCAAAUAAAUUAGUAGUAUUUUCUUUAUAUCUGUAGGUAGCUAUAUUUCUUUUCAUUGCUAUCUCGAAAAUAUCCACCUUUGUGUAAAGAACCAAAUUAUUCUCAAAACAAAGUUAUCCUAUUUUUUUAUAUUUAAAAGUAUUUGCUUGGAAGGAAAAUAGUCAACUAUGUAUUUGUUUUUCUGCAACAUUGAAUCUUCUGUAUACACCAUCAGUAACCUGUAAUAACAUUAAGACUAAUUUUAAUAUUUUUGUAAUUUGUAAUUAGUAAAUUUAAACUUAAGUUGUGCAAGAGUGAAAGAAAGAUAAACAAUAUAUAUUAGAGCAAUAAACAAACAAAAAAUAAAAGUGACCUUAUAUCCAAAAAACAAACAUAAAGAUGUAUGUAUGUAAAUUUCGUACUCGAAAGACUAUUUACUGCUCGCAUGCAUAAGAGAAAAAACAUCAACAAAUUGUACACAAAUGAUAUAUUUUUUUAAUAUAUAUUUAGCUGCAAAAUAUUAUUAAUAAAAGUAUUACUCAAAAAUGAAAUAGUAAUUAAAAUAAAUGCAA
Molecule: messenger RNA, 2643 nt
Organism: Musca domestica (house fly)
Lineage: Eukaryota; Metazoa; Arthropoda; Insecta; Diptera; Muscidae
Gene: Snx16
Exons: 3
Coding region: 404-1735 (443 amino acids)
Biological process (GO): early endosome to late endosome transport; protein targeting to lysosome; endosome to lysosome transport
Cellular component (GO): early endosome; late endosome; extrinsic component of endosome membrane
Molecular function (GO): phosphatidylinositol binding
Source: RefSeq, a predicted model, not a curated record